CAGGACGCCCACUAAAAUUAACGUUACGCCAUUACUUUCCUUCAAAUGAGAUAACUGCUUCGGCUGCAAACGCAAAGCAGAGUUUUCAACAUGGCGGGCACAGGCUCCUCAGGUUGCUGUCGUUGGCUGAAGAAAGAGCAGGAUACAUUUCACUGACGACCGCGAACAAGAAGUCAGCAAAGACAAGAACAAGAUGAAAAAGAAGAAUUGCUGCACUUUAACCCUCCACAACCAGAAACCCUAAAGCUGUGAAAGAGUGCAGUCAAAACUGGUAACAGCUAAGGACUUCGUUGCAAUAUUAGCUGCAUAUAGCUAAUUGGCAGGCUACCUAGCUAACGCUCCGGCAGCAGCUCUCCUCCCAGACGAACCAUGACUCCUCAUCAGCAAGUUGUCAACCGCCAGGCGCACCCCUCCGUAAUCACCCAGAAAGUGCAGUUAACUUAUAAACUCUUUUUGCUGGAAAGUGCCCGGAAUACACUUGAACAAGAACUUCUUAACUUCACCAACAAGGCUUAUGAAGGUGUUCAAGGUUUCUUGAAUUCAUCUUUUCCCACGAGUGUUUUCAAGGAUCUUGCUCAGGCUUUGGAUACGAAAUGUCAAGCCAUUGUCAAGCUCUCAGCUUCAUUAAAGGACCUCACGGUUGAGCCAGAAGUUGGUGUCAAAAAUGGAGUGAGAACAAACCAACUUCAUCCACUCAAAGAUAAAGGGAUCCUAAUGACAGAUGUUCUCAAGUUUGGGCCCAUGUUGCAGAACUCGCUCAUGGCGAGCUCCAUAGCCAAAGCAGUCCAGGUGCUUGGAGCCACACUGUCUCAUCAGCAGUUGAAACAUUUCCUCAUCUCCCAGCCCGCAGCAAUCCAGCAGGAUGACAUGAUGUGCAGCAAGUCGUCCAGCUACAGCACCGUUGUGACCACGAGCUCGCCCUCUCACUUAAAAGCUGAAGAAAAAGAACAUGGUGUUGUUUUUGAGGAGAAACGCCCGCCAGAUGCUGUGACUCUUCCACCUGUUAUUCAGAGUUCCACGAAUAAUGCAGAGAGGCCACCAAUACUGCUACCUCCCAUACAAGCUAUACUCCCAGAGAUCAGUAACCCUAAACCAAUGAAAAUUGCACCGCUAAUAAGCUGGGGGUGUGAGGAAGAUGUCCAGGUGCAACACCAAAAACAAACAUCCUCUCAGCUGCUUCACUUCCUCAGAGCAAAAGCUAAAAACAUGGGUGUACUAGAGGUCAGUGUCGUGGAGUGGAGGAAAAGUAAGGACACUUCAAGUUUGCCACAGUUCAUGUCACCUGCCAUCAAAACACAAAGCUACCAAUUCAGACAUGUUGUGACAGAUGAUCUGAUUGAUGCGUUAGCUCCAAAAAUGUUGAGUGCAGACAUUGAAAACCAAGCCCCAGUCUUCAGGGUGAAAAGAGUAGAAUCAGGUGGCUCUCUUACCUACACUUGUGUGAUUGCAACAAAGACUGAAUUGUGGGAUUUUGGAGACGUCUUCACAAAGGAGGGACAGGGGGACUCCGAAGACAGCUCCUUGGAAAAUAACAGCAGAAAUAUAACCGCUCGUGAGAAGAAUUCCUGUGUAAACAUCCAGUGGGAAACCCAAACUCUCCAAUGCACAGAACCUGUACAUGAGAGCAGUUCUGCUGGUGCGAAAACACCAGCGAUCAAAAGUAUUACCAUUCCUGAGUUUCAGAUCCGGAAGUUUGAAGAGGCUGAAGUUGUGGUGUCUCAUAUUGUCACCCCAAGCAACUUCUACGUCCAGCACACAGACUCCAUCAUGAAGCUGCAGGCCCUUGUCACAGACAGCUGGAAAGCCAGUAGUUCAUAUGCCGAGCAGAACUGCAUUCCAGACAUUGGAACCCAAGUAAUGGGUUGGUUCCCUAAGCAAGAACAAUGGUGCAGGGCUCAGGUGACGAAGAUAUGUGGAGUUAGUGGAGAUAAUAAUGCCAUUGACGGUGCUGGGAGGGAAACGUCCAUCAAGGUGGAGAUGAAGAGGCUGGACUACGGUGACACUGCCUGCCUGUCACUGUGGAACACCAAGGAGCUGACCCCAGAAAUGGCCACCCUACCCCUUCAGGCGAUACAGGUCUCACUGGCAAAUGUGACCCCAGUGAAUGGGAAUGAUUGGACUGAGGAGGCAGUAGACUGGUUCCAAGCAAUGGUGCACAACAGGACUCUCUAUGCCAGACUUUACCCACAGGGGCCCAAAGUCGAGCUGUUCUUGGAAAAGGGAAAGCUCGGAGCUAUGAGGAGGGGUGCAUCACUGUCUUUGAGACUGGCCCAGAACGGACAUGCAAAACAUAACAAACUGAAGAAUUUCGGUGUCAUAAAAAGAGGUGCUGUUCAACUUAAAAUGAGGAAACAUGACUCUGAGUGGGAGAAAUACCUCAUCUCGUGCUAUACUCAAAGCCAGAAGUAAUUCAGAAAGCAGGGAAUGUGUGUAGUUAUGUUAAGUUAAAAACACAAAUGGCAGCCCUGCUAUGUAGCAGCCACAUUUGAGCAUUGAGACAUGUAUUGGUUCUUAAAUGAUCCGGUUUUGAAUGACCAUCUGUGUAGUUAGUUAACAUACAGUGGGCGUAAAGUAAAGGUUACACAUUGACAAACUGCUGUAAUUGGCACUUUUCAGUACAAGGAUAAAUUGAGAAUUUUUACAUAAAUAAAAUAUAAAUACAGAUGAAUGUUUUGAAGUAGUACCCAUUUAGUUUCAUGUAUCAGCUUCCUUGUGUAUUUUAUGCUUUAGGUACACUUCACAAGCUAUUUCUAGUGAUUGUGAGUGUAAAGUUCAUAGUGGAAAUUUCUGUUUUGGUCUUUCUUUAACAUAAAUUACUCUUUUUAGAGUCUUAACACAUCGUGCCUAUUAUCUUUAAAGCAGUGCUAGAAAAAUGGGGAAACGAGAAUAAUUUUUAUGUGAUGUGUGGGGACACGAAUACCUAAUUAUGGUGCAUGUUUUGUUGUUUUAUUUGCUUAUAAAGACACUGUUUUGUGUGUCUGCAUUCUGUACAUUUUCUUAAGACAGGAAGUGUGUUUCAAGUUCUGGUUAUUCGAGUCACUAGAUGGUGCCAGUUCAGUGUAAUUACCUGCCCUCUAUUAAGUGAUACUUGAUUUAUCUGUAUGCCACACACUGUAGGUUCAUGUUAUUUCAUUUAUAUGUUUUACUUUACUUUGAUAAUAUUUAUUAUUAGAGCCAUGUUGCCUUAGUUAAUAUUGAGUUCUUGUAAAAUGGCAGAUUUGUUAUUUUGGAUGUACAGUCUUUCUCUAUCUCUCUCUCUGUAUAUAUUAUAUCUCUCUAUCUAUCUAUCUAUCUAUCUAAAAAAUCUGCUUCCAUAAUAAAACUGUAUCUACAGUUG
Messenger RNA from Micropterus salmoides (largemouth bass), 3337 nucleotides. RefSeq lists its product as uncharacterized. The record is from RefSeq and is a predicted model, not a curated record. The transcript is spliced from 8 exons. NCBI's taxonomy places the organism in Eukaryota, Metazoa, Chordata, Actinopteri, Centrarchiformes, Centrarchidae. The coding region runs from base 370 to 2409 and encodes 679 amino acids.